ACCGGCAGCAGGACUACAGAAUGGUACCCCUAAAUGGAGAGAGAUUGCAGGGCUGAUCAGAGAGGGCGAGAAACAAGGAAGGCUUCUGAAGGAGGGCAUCCUCCGAUUCUUCCCCCACCUGAAUCCCUGUUGCUAUGGAGACCACCAAUGGGACUGAGACCUGGUAUGAGAGCCUGCACGCUGUGCUGAAGGCUCUAAAUGCCACUCUUCACAGCAACUUGCUCUGCCGGCCAGGGUCAGACAACCUGACUGAGGAGAGGCGGGCCAGCCUACCUGGCCGCGAUGACAACUCCUACAUGUACAUUCUCUUUGUCAUGUUCCUAUUUGCUGCCACUGUGGGCAGCCUCAUCCUGGGAUACACCCGCUCCCGCAAAGUGGAUAAGCGCAGUGACCCCUGUCAUGUAUACAUCAAGAACCGUGUGUCUGUGCUCUAAUGCUAAGAGGCCAGGGAUGGCAGAAGAUCAAGACUCCUGAGGAUUAUCUUGUGGGGCCUCCAGAACUCAGCUAUGUGUUACAUCAGGCCUCAGUGUUCUAAUCUGUAAGAUCAACAAGAAACAGUACUAAGGGGAGUCAUCAUUGGGGAAGGAGGAGAGGAUCUAGCAGACCUAGGCCUUGUGGAUAAGGAUUUUUUCCAGCAAAGAUAGACUUUAUAGACAGUAGGAGCCCUUUGAACAAAUAUAUAAAAGUGGCAGGAGUUCCCUGGUGGUGCAGUGGUUAGGACUCCAUGUUCUCACUGCCAAGGACCUGGGUUCAAUCCCUGGUCGGAGAACUGAAAUCCCACAAGCCGUUCAGUGUGGCCAAAAAAAAAAAAA
Molecule: messenger RNA, 812 nt
Organism: Orcinus orca (killer whale)
Lineage: Eukaryota; Metazoa; Chordata; Mammalia; Artiodactyla; Delphinidae
Product: potassium voltage-gated channel subfamily E member 3-like
Exons: 1
Coding region: 135-434 (99 amino acids)
Biological process (GO): regulation of ventricular cardiac muscle cell membrane repolarization; negative regulation of delayed rectifier potassium channel activity; regulation of heart rate by cardiac conduction
Cellular component (GO): membrane
Molecular function (GO): transmembrane transporter binding; voltage-gated potassium channel activity involved in ventricular cardiac muscle cell action potential repolarization; delayed rectifier potassium channel activity
Source: RefSeq, a predicted model, not a curated record